CACAACCAACUCUUCUUAUAAAUUUAAUUCCUCUUCACUGUCCUAUACAAAGCAAUGGCGCUCUCCUUCGUUUCCUUUGUUUUCGCUUUCUCAGCUUUAUUCUCACUCUUUAUAAACCCCGGUGCAUGCUUCAAUCGUAAGCUCUUUGACUAUUCAUCUGCUGCGGCGUCCUCUGGCUGGUCUACGGGAGGAGCGACGUGGUAUGGGAGCUCUAAUGGCGCCGGAAGUGACGGUGGUGCUUGCGGGUAUCAAAACGCAGUGGAUCAGCCUCCGUUCUCUUCCAUGAUCGCAGCUGGGAGCCCUUCUAUAUACAACUCGGGCAAGGGCUGCGGGGCAUGUUACCAGGUGAAGUGCACUGCAAAUUCCACGUGCUCUGGUAAUCCGGUGACUGUCGUGAUCACCGACGAAUGCCCAGGUGGACCAUGCCUAGCUGAGCCCGUCCACUUCGACAUGAGCGGGACUGCAUUCGGAGCCAUGGCUCUUUCCGGCAAAGCCGAUCAGCUCCGCAAUGUCGGAGUACUGCAAAUACAGUACACUCGCGUGCAGUGCAACUUCCCAGGCGUCGACAUCACCUUCCGCGUCGACUCGGGCUCGAACUCGAACUACUUUGCCGUCCUGAUCGUGUACGUAGGCGGAGAUGGUGAUCUCCAGGCCGUCGAUUUGAUGCAAGGAGGAUCGAGCACGUGGGAAUCGAUGGAACAUUCAUGGGGCGCGGUGUGGAUGCUGAACCCGGGCUCCACGCUACAAGCUCCGUUCUCGAUCCGGCUCACAUCGGGAACAUCCGGGAAAGUGCUUGUGGCUAACAACGUGAUUCCGGUCGGGUGGCAGCCCGGGGCGACGUAUCGGUCGGUGGUGAACUAUAGCAGCUAAGUGAUCGAAUGCUUGUUCGGAGAAUGGAUCAGUACGUGUCAAAGUUGAAAAUGUAUUAAUUAUGGUGUGUGAGAGAAUGUUAUAUAUUGUGGUAACUAAGGGGAGUAUCAGGGGUCUGAUUAUAUUUAUGUAUGACCCUAGAUGCUAAGUGUGGUGUAAUAUGAUUUCUAUAUAUAUAUAAUAAAAAGACGGCGCGGAAAGAGUAGGAGGCGUUAAGUUCUCCCCUCCGUUGUCGAUUAUGUGUGUUAA
Molecule: messenger RNA, 1119 nt
Organism: Ananas comosus (pineapple)
Lineage: Eukaryota; Viridiplantae; Streptophyta; Magnoliopsida; Poales; Bromeliaceae
Product: expansin-B15-like
Exons: 4
Coding region: 55-870 (271 amino acids)
Biological process (GO): sexual reproduction
Cellular component (GO): extracellular region
Source: RefSeq, a predicted model, not a curated record